AUGCAUCCUCCCACACCACCAGGAGAACAAUGCCACGACAAGGGGCUCGGAAAGCUCAUCGGCCUCAGCAACUGGCACGUGUGGCACAUGAAGGCCCGGAUGGCGCUGCAGACGCGGGGCUUGCGCUACCUCCUGGACGACGACGGGCCGCCCGAGAUGCCGGACGACUUUGACCAAUACGACGCGGACCGGGCCUCCGGCGUCGGCCUGCUGGUGGACGCCAUGUCCGAGGACGUGCUGGAGCGGGCGUACCGCCGCGGGUGGAAGCCCGAGCACGCGACCGUGACGGAUACGCUCAACACGCUCGACGCCAUUUUCAGCGAGGAGCAGCAGGCGCAGCGCAACAAGGACGAGCGCGCCAAGGUGCUGCGCCGCCGCCUGGUCGACCUGUCGCGGAUGGACCUCGGCGCCGACGCGCAGACGGUGCGCGAGUACAUCCUGGCAGCCAAGCACAACCACGACGCCCUGCUGGUGCACUACGGCGACAGCAACCCCGCCGAGGAGGGCUGCGUGAGCCCGGCUGAGGAGCUCCUGGAGCAGCUGUUUGUCACGUCGGUCAUCCAGGGCCUCCGCACGGCGCGGCCCAGCUGGUACGCCGAGUGGAUGGAGAAGAUGGCCGAGGGCACCCUGGGCUCGGCCGGCAGCCGUCCUGGUGUGACCGAGUGGCUGAUGGGCAAGGACAAGGCCGACCAGGAGGAGCGGGAUGCCGCCGCCGCCGCUGCCGCUGUCGUCGCUUCCCGGCCCCUACGGAGGGAGUUGGCGCUGGAUUCUGCUCUCCCCUCUAAGCCGGCCGCCCAUCGACCGCCGCCGCCCAAAAGGGCCAAGAAUACCAUACAAAAGAGCCUGCAGGGGCGCUGCAGCUACUGCGCCUACCACCAUCCCUUGACGGAGGAGCACAGCGACGAGGGCUGCUGGUACCGGCAGCCGCACAAGGCGCCGCUUUGGUGGCAGCGCAAGUUUCGGGACGAGAUUGAGAGGGAGUCCUGGCGGCGGGACGGCAAGAGGAAGAGGUCCCCCUCGCCGCUGACCUCGAUGCGGUGCUUGUAA
This is a messenger RNA of Cordyceps fumosorosea ARSEF 2679, 1047 nucleotides long. RefSeq lists its product as hypothetical. The transcript has a single exon. Lineage: Eukaryota; Fungi; Ascomycota; Sordariomycetes; Hypocreales; Cordycipitaceae. Bases 1 to 1047 code for a protein of 348 amino acids. The record is from RefSeq and is a predicted model, not a curated record.